GCCAGGCUGACCAUGCUGGAGCCACCAGGUGAGGAGGAAGAGUUGGAGCAGUUUGAGUUCAGGCCAGAUCAAGUUGGGGAAAGGAAAGAAGGCAGUGAUGUGGAAAACGCCAAGGAGAGUGGAGGAGAGAAGAGUGAGGAUGAGGAGGAGAAGCGUAGUGAGAAAUCUGGGGGCACUCGCAGUCGUAGUGGCAGCAGUAGUAGCAGCAGCAGUAGUGGGAGUGAUCAUGAAGGAAGUGGAAAGGGAAGUGGAAGUGAUGCUGGCAGUGGGAGUGAAAGUGAAGCAGAGAGCGAGGCAGGGAAGAAAGAUGAGGAGGAGAUAUUUGGCAGUGGGAGCGACAGUGAUUGAGGUCUGCUUUUCACUGAACAAUUGAAAUCUUAUUUAUAGAAAAAGAAAAUAGACUUCACAAGCGAGUAUGACAGGCGACUUUUACAAUUUGAGUAAAAAUAACAAACAAGUUCUCUCCUUUGCAGAACUAGACACUUUUUGCAUAAGGGCUGUUGUUCCCUCUCCCUCCAACUUAAAAUUCACAUUCAAUAAAUAUUUUAUAUUUGUA
Messenger RNA from Lingula anatina, 556 nucleotides. RefSeq names its product RNA polymerase II-associated factor 1 homolog. The record is from RefSeq and is a predicted model, not a curated record. Gene Ontology annotation, biological process: transcription elongation by RNA polymerase II. Gene Ontology annotation, molecular function: RNA polymerase II complex binding; chromatin binding. NCBI's taxonomy places the organism in Eukaryota, Metazoa, Brachiopoda, Lingulata, Lingulida, Lingulidae. Gene Ontology annotation, cellular component: Cdc73/Paf1 complex.